AUGGGCGGCUGCUGCAUUAACUGCGACCCCUUUAGAUGCUUCCGCAGAAAGGAGGAGCUAUAUAGCGAGGAAGAAGUUCAAAUCACCGUUUCGGAUGGUAGUACGAUAGUUGACUCAGCAGAUUCGUCAGACUCGUUGGCACCUCAGCUGCCUCCAAUCAACCGACUAAGCAGCCUUCACAUCCCAGGAGUGCAGCCUCCUAGCCCGGAUCCGCAGCACAACAUGUUGUUUUCCGAAGAACCAUCUCCAAGUUCCUUCGCAGAGAUGAUCUAUUAUCAUAAUGGUUCGGCUGGUCUGCCUCAAAGUGAUAUGGACGCUCUCGAUAGAUGUCAUGCUGCUGCAUUGGGCAGAGGGAGCGUUCAGGCUUGCCAGGAUCUCACACUUCGAAACCCACCAGUGACAAUGGGUCCUCGAAUAAUAGACAAAGCCCCCGGUAUCAGCUACGACCCGCUCACAGAAGCGAUGCAAGCAAUGGCAGAGGAGCUGAAGGAAGAACAAGAGUUGGAGAAAACCUUGGAGGACCCAGCCCGGUCUCAGGCCAAAAACGAGGACGGGUGUAAAAUUGCUCUUGCGCCAGACCCUGUCGCGGAGGCUCGAGCAAUAGCCUCAAGAAUUGUAGUGCCGGGUCCAGAAGAAACCGAAGAGAAAGACGGGAGCCAUGUGGCAUUCACAGUCGACAUAAAGCCACCGCCGCGCCCACUGCCGCUAAACUGGAAGCCCUCACAGGUAGUAGACCGCGUUUGCAAGGGAAUGGAUGCCAUGAUGGAAGUAAGAGCAGGAAUCAACAGGAUCUUGAGGGACAAGCCUGAUUACGUCGUGGGCUUGCCGUACACAAUCCAGCAUAAGAAAGAGCUGGAAAUGAGGGCUUUGGGAACUGUGAUCCGUUUCGCAAAUUGUAUCACUGAAGACAAGAGGCUCCAUGAUGAGAAAGAGCCUGUCCGUCUACUGGUCACUUGUUUCGAAAUCCUUGUGCAGUGCACCUCAGCUUCCUUGACUGCUACCCUGACGGCUGCUGAGGACUCAAAGAGUCCAGAGGAAGAUGAGGCCAUCCGCCUCCAUGUACAGCGAUGGUUAGUUCAAACUUUCUCCGAUAUCUGGGUUUUGGAGAAGGAAACGGCCAGGUAUUUGGCUAGGUUUGCUAUCGAUAUGGACUCUUGA
Molecule: messenger RNA, 1158 nt
Organism: Trichophyton benhamiae CBS 112371
Lineage: Eukaryota; Fungi; Ascomycota; Eurotiomycetes; Onygenales; Arthrodermataceae
Exons: 1
Coding region: 1-1158 (385 amino acids)
Source: RefSeq, a predicted model, not a curated record